This is a messenger RNA of Physella acuta, 5533 nucleotides long. RefSeq lists its product as uncharacterized. Gene Ontology annotation, biological process: mitotic cell cycle; microtubule-based movement. Gene Ontology annotation, cellular component: microtubule. Lineage: Eukaryota; Metazoa; Mollusca; Gastropoda; Physidae. Gene Ontology annotation, molecular function: ATP binding; microtubule binding; microtubule motor activity. The record is from RefSeq and is a predicted model, not a curated record.
AUGGAUUCCUUAAAAGUCGCUGUACGUGUUCGUCCACUACUUUCAGGGGAGAAGUCUUUAGGUUUAAAAGGACGAUGGAUUUGCACCAAUUCAUCAAUUACUUUAGAUCAGUCAAGUACUUGUUAUGUAUUUGAUAGAGUCUUUGAUGAGCAAAUAUCAAGUUCCACAGUAUAUAAUGAACUGGCAUUAGAUAUUGUGAAGCAGGCCAUGGAAGGUUUUAAUGGUACCAUAUUUACCUAUGGUCAGUCUGGCAGUGGAAAGACCUAUACUCUCGAUGCAUUGAGAACAUUUGCCAUCAAAACUAUUUAUGAAUACAUUGAGAAUUGUCCCACCAGGGAGUUUUUGCUGAGAGUGUCUUAUGUUGAGCUUUAUAAUGAAAGAUUUUAUGACUUGCUCGCUGACAAUGCAAUUUUGCUAUUAAGAGAAGACCUUGAUAGAAAUGUUUUCCUUGAAGGCUUAAAAGAAGAAAUUAUCACAUCACAAAGUCAUGUUGCUCAAGUACUGGCUAAAGGCAAUGAAAGACGGCAUAUUGCUGAAACAAAGUUGAACAAUUCGUCUUCAAGAUCCCAUUGUAUUUUUAGAAUGGUGAUAGAAAGCAGAGAAAGAAAAGAUGCAGAAAACUCCUCAGUUUAUGUGUCUCACCUGAACCUUGUGGAUCUUGCUGGGAGUGAAAAGGCUGGAGAGAAUAGUGGAGAUAGGUUCAGAGAAGGAUGUGGUAUCAAUAAAUCUCUCUCAACUUUAGCAUUGGUCAUCCGCAAGUUGAGUGAAGAAGACAGUGCAUUUAUUAACUACAGAGAUAGUAAAUUGACCCGUAUUCUACAAAAUGCUCUAGGUGGUAACUCAAAGACAGCCAUUUUGUGUACAGUAUCUCCUACUAGCGUUGAGGAGACUCACUCUACACUCAGAUUUGGAUUAAAUGCUAAAAAAGUCAAAAACAAGCCUGAACAGAAUGAAGUGCUUACAGAUCGAGCUCUAUUGAAAAAAUCCCAGCAGGAAAUAGAAAAACUGAAGGCUGUAAUAAAGAAAUUAGAGUCUGGCUUUUCUGCACAAACUGAUGAUGAGCUGAAAGAGCAGAAGAUGAAACAGCAGCAGUUGACUGAACAGUUGCGCAGUAUUCUCUGUGUUUCAUCUAAAGUAAACAUUGAAAAGAAAGAAAGGAAUCGAAGACAAACAGUAUGUGUUCCGCAGAUAUCUAGAUUUACUGCUAUGAAAGAUUUAUCAACAGUAAACAUUCCAUUUUCACCAGCAAUAAGGAAGAAAGUGUCUUUUGAUACCAAGCCAAAUGAAAACAUUGUUGCACCUACAGCUCCAGGUGCAGAAGAUCAGUCCAUUAAUCACUCAUUAAGCUCCCCAUGCAGAUCACAUGAGUGUAAAUGCAGGGAUCUGUCAUUUACAGACUUUGAACAAGCUUUUGUUGAAGAAGCUCUUGUCCAGAAAUUUAAGACCCAGAUAAAUAUUUUGACCAAAGAAAACAGGCAGCUCAAAGUUAGGAUUCAGCAAAUGCAUGGAGGCUUAGACUUAGAUCCCAAUGAAAGCUCAGUCUACAACAUGAGUCUUGGACCAGAUUUUCAUGUAACACAUUUUUCCAUUGACGAACAUGACAGUGAGGGCAUAGAGGGUGCUAGGCCAAAUCUUGUAUCCAAUGAGAGCUUUGUACAGUACGAGCUGGAGUUGACUGAUGAAAGUGCCCAAGCUAAGUUCAAAGGGAAAAAUGUUGACAACAGUUUUUCAAAACGACACAGAUAUUCUAGGUCUUUCAAAGGGGAUGAUAGUGUUUUUGAAAGUAGUUUUUUAAAGCCAAAACUAUCCAGGAUUAGUGAUUUAAUUGAGGAGGAUGAAUCAGAGGACGUGUCAGACAAGAAUAAAUAUGAUACAGCUGAAUCUAACACAACUGAUGUAUCAAUAAAUGAGGAGGUAGACUGUCACAAAGAUGAAUUAGACAAGCUGGCUCUAGACUAUGAAAGAAGUGAACUGGAAAGGGAAAGAAUUGUAUUGGAAAAAGAGAAAGAAAACAUUGAGAAGUUAAGGCAUGAAACAGCUGAGCAAAUGGCAAAUAUGGAAGAUAAAAUUGAAAUGCUGAAUAAUAUUGAAAAAGAUAAAAAAUUUCUUGAAGAAGAACGAAAGUUCUUGCAAGAAUCCUACAAGCAACUGGAAGAUGAGAAGAAAAUAUUGAAAGAGUUACAUGAAGAGUUAUCUAAGGGCAAAGACAGUUUAGAUGACAAAUUAAAAGCAGAAAGCUGUUUUACUAGUGAAGAAAAGGCAAGCAUGGUUACAAAAUGUGAAACUGAAAUCGCCAAUUUGCAAAAUAUCAUUGAUGUUCUUAACAGAGAAAAGAAAUGUUUAGAAGAGGAUAAAGCUAGAGAAAGUGCUGAAUAUGAAAAACAAAUUGAACACCUACAUAAAUGUAUAGAUGAGCUAAAAAUAGAAAGGGAUACCAUGGUUAUGAAUAAUGAAAGUGCAGUAUCAAACUAUAAAACAGAAUUAUUACAGUUCCAAGCUUUUCUUGAACAGUUAAAGCAGGAUCGUGUUGAUUUGGCUAAUGAAAAGGCUGGUCUUUUUGCCAAGCAUGAAAUGGAUGUAAAACAGUUUAAGAGUUAUCUAGAAGAGAUGAAGAAAGACAGAGAUGACAAGGAGAAUGAAAUCAUGAAAUACAAACAGCAAAUAGCUCAGUUGUCUUCCCUUUUGAAAGACAAAGAGAGUGAAAUAUGUGUUUCAGCUACAGAGGUAACAAAAUAUGAGGCUGAAUUAAAACAAUUGCGUAAUUAUUUUGAUGCUUUAGUUGAAGAAAAAGAUCAACAACUUUUAAAAAAUAAAACUGAUAUAAACGAUUUGCAAAAAAUGGUAGAUGAGCUAAAGAAAACAAGGGAUAUAUCAGCUGAGGAAAUGGUUGAAGAAAUCUCAAAAUAUAAAACAGAACUUGCCCAGUUACAUGAUCUGCACAGUCAGCUGAAGAACGAAAGGGACGCUACUCUGGAACAAAUGAAACAAAUGGAAGAACAGCAGAGAGAGUUCAACCAAGCAGAGUACCUUGAAUGUAUACAGGAGUGGCAGGCAGAGUGUGAAGCCAGAAGUACUGAGCUGGAAGAAGCCAUGAAGGAGAUAGAAAACUGUAAGAAAACGAUCACUUGGGGAAAACAAAUUCUGGCCACUCGAGAUCAGGAGAAACAAGAAGCUGCUAAAAAGUGUGAGGAAAUUGAACAGCAAGUUGAAAGCCUGAAAGCUGAGUUACAUACAAAAUCUGAGGAAUGCUCACGACUCCAGGGAAAAGUCAACACCCAUUUUUCAAAUCUUAGAGAGAUUGAAACUCUCAAAAAAGAAGUUAAAGAACUAAACAGAGCUCUUCAAGGAAGUAAAGAAUAUUAUGAAGGCGUAAUCAAUAAUCUUAAAAUGAAGCUGAGAAAUAAUGCUGAUUCAUCUUUUGCUGAACAGCGUGUCCCAAGUCAACCUGUUCCCUCUAUUGAUCACCUCAGAAAGAUAAUUGAGUUUGAAAAUGCCAGCAAGUUUUUAGAGUUAUCUGAUCUUAGGAAAAAGACAGCAGAGCAGGAGACUAAGUACAGGAACUUACAGACUGAGUUUACUUGCUUAAAAUCUGAGUGUGAGAAACUGAAAGAAAUGCAGGAGAAUGAAUGCAUGAGGAAUGAGGCACUGUUUUCUAUGCUGAAUCAGAAAUCUUCACAGUUACACAAGUCACAAGAAGAGCUUUCAAAAUUCAAACAAUCUGCACCACUCAAGGAUAAAACAGAAGGAAAUGAAAAUACAAUUGACAACGAAUCAACCUCCAUGUUAAAAAAUUCCCUCAAAGAGUCUGAGAAUGUCAAUAGGGAGUUGCAGCAAAAAAUAGAGAGAAGAGAUAUGAAGUGGAAUACACUAUACCCCAAAUAUAAAUCUUUACUGGAGAAGAACUGUGCACACGAAAAGAAGAUAAUUCAUCUCACUGAAGAAAUAGCUGAGUUAAAAGAAACUUUACAGAAGAUCAAGAGAGCUGCUGGUCAAGAACAAGUUGUAGAAAAAGUUGAACCACAAGCAGAACAAGCAGCAAACAGGAGAGACUCUAGUCGAUCAUCACAGCAGGCAGAAGUCAACCAGAUGCAGCCAGCCAGUGCCAGUAAAAGGCAACACUCAGCCAGAAGUGAUCAAGAAAACUCACAUAUUACCAAGCAUCUUUCUGGCGGGGUGGUUGAAAAUUUUAUUGUUAUAUCUCAUGAGAGACAGAUAAAGGAGCAACAAAAAGAAAUCAAUAGACUGAAGGAAAAACUGAAAACCUUUGAGCAGUCAAAACAUCAAUCUUCUGAAAACUCAUCUAACACACUUGAGUUUAAACUAAAUUGAACAAUCUGUACUGUUACCAUUUUUAGAACUUAGGUUGAAUUAUAUUAACUGUGAACUGGUUUUAGACUAAGAUAUGCUGCAUUUUUUUUUUUUAAACUUCAAAGAUUUUGAACUGUUGAUUAUUUUUCUAUCAAAUGUAUUAAGCAAUAAUAGCUAGCAUUUUGAUUGAAUAUUUUUUCCCCAAAUUGUUUUAAUCCUCUACAAUCAAUAAAUUGUAUGAGUACGGUUUUUUUUUAUAUAAUUUUUAUUUUAUAUUGUUUUUACUUUGUGUACAUUAAAAUGCAUGCAUGAUUGCUUUGUCCAAUUCAGUACAAUAAAAGUUUGUGUAUAAUUUUAUACGGGUUACUCCUUUAAUCUUUUUAACUUGUAUUAUGUUAAGCAAUAAUAGCUAGCAUUUUGAUUGAAUAUUUUUUCCCCAAAUUGUUUUAAUCCUCUACAAUCAAUAAAUUGUAUGAGUACAGUAUUUAUUUAUAUCAUUUUUAUUUUAUAUUGUUUUUACUUUGUGUACAUUAAAAUGCAUGCAUGAUUGCUUUGUCCAAUUCACUACAAUAAAAGUUUGUGUAUAAUUUUAUACGGGUUACUCCUUUAAUCUUUUUAACUUGUAUUAUGUUAAGCAAUAAUAGCUAGCAUUUUGAUUGAAUAUUUUUUCCCCAAAUUGUUUUAAUCCUCUACAAUCAAUAAAUUGUAUGAGUACAGUAUUUAUUUAUAUCAUUUUUAUUUUAUAUUGUUUUUACUUUGUGUACAUUAAAAUGCAUGCAUGAUUGCUUUGUCCAAUUCACUACAAUAAAAGUUUGUGUAUAAUUUUAUACGGGUUACUCCUUUAAUCUUUUUAACUUGUAUUAUGUUAAGCAAUAAUAGCUAGCAUUUUGAUUGAAUAUUUUUUCCCCAAAUUGUUUUAAUCCUCUACAAUCAAUAAAUUGUAUGAGUACAGUAUUUAUUUAUAUCAUUUUUAUUUUAUAUUGUUUUUACUUUGUGUACAUUAAAAUGCAUGCAUGAUUGCUUUGUCCAAUUCACUACAAUAAAAGUUUGUGUAUAAUUUUAUACGGGUUACUCCUUUAAUCUUUUUAACUUGUAUUAUGUUAAGCAAUAAUAGCUAGCAUUUUGAUUGAAUAUUUUUUCCCCAAAUUGUUUUAAUCCUCUACAAUCAAUAAAUUGUAUGAGUACAGGGUUUAUUUAUAUCAUUUUUACGUUAUAUUGUUUUUAC